Fusarium fujikuroi IMI 58289 is the source of this 711-nucleotide messenger RNA. RefSeq lists its product as uncharacterized. Bases 1 to 711 code for a protein of 236 amino acids. The record is from RefSeq and is a predicted model, not a curated record. The transcript has 2 exons. Lineage: Eukaryota; Fungi; Ascomycota; Sordariomycetes; Hypocreales; Nectriaceae.
AUGGCGACAGAGACUACCCCUAAGACCAUCAAGCGGUUAAUCGCUUGCUGCGAUGGCACCUGGAUGGAUAGUGACAAUGGCUACGAAGAAGCCGGCUUGCUAAGAAAAGAGGGUUCUCUUCAGAUACCUUCCAACGUUACUCGAAUAUCCCGUUGCUUUGAGAAGAGGUGCAGCGAUGGCAAGCUUCAAGUUGUCAACUAUGAGUCAGGUGUUGGUACAGGGAGCAACGUACUCGAUAGUAUUACUGGCGGUGCUUUUGGUAUGGGACUCGCAGAGCGUAUGCGGGAAACAUAUUCGUUUCUAUGUUCCAACUAUAUGGAUGGCGAUGAGAUAAUACUCGUUGGUUUCUCCCGAGGUGCUUUCACAGUCCGGUCUGUGGCAGGUAUGAUUGGCAAUUUAGGCCUACUCACACGGGAGGGCGUUGAGUUCUUCUACCCUAUCUUCAAAGAUAUGCAGCAUUGGAUGGACUAUGAUUAUGAAGAUCCAUUCCCUAACAUUCCAUUCCCUGAUAAACCCAAAGGAGAGGACGCUGCGGACGUUUACAGGGCUCGCUUGGAACAACUCGGCUACACUCGUGUGAGGCGGAGUGAAGGACAAGGUGACAUCAUCACCAUCAAAGCAGUGGGUGUCUGGGAUACCGUGGGUAGCCUCGGAAUUCCUAGAGUUUUAUGGCUGGAGAAACUGGGAAUUCGUGCCGACAAUGAUGAAUAA